AUGGCGCUUGAGAAAUUCGGUCCUUAUCUUCCCACGAUCAUCGGGCCGAAACAUAUCGAAAAACUCUACGAGCUCUGGGGUAUCGAUUAUACCGUUGAGAUUGAAGCAGCUGAAGAAGGUGAAACUCCGGAGACUGUGAGGCUGGGGUACUGCGGGGCCUACACAUCGCAUUUCCAGGACGACGGUUUGUCAUUUCCUCUUCCUCGUUUUCUUCUCGAGGUGCUCGCGGAGCUCAGGAUGGCUUUUGCCCAGAUGGCGCCUAAUUUCUGGCGCUAUUUUGAUGGCUUCGUGGAUCCGAGCCAGGGAGGAGGGUCUCAGUGGUUCCCAGGAACAAUGAUUCUUGCCCCUAGGCCCGGCCGUUCUGUUAUAGACGGUAUUUCUAACAGGGACGACCGGUGGAGGGAGAAAUUUUUCGUUUUUAAGAUUAACCCGGCGUCGGUCGGUGACUUCGACUUCGAGACGAUCCCUAGGGUGCGGUCCUAUGAGAUUGAGCCCUUCGGUUCUGUGCCUAUGACUCCCGAGCUUCGCGGGCUAAUUGCCACUUUGCGGACAGGUAACCCUCGAUGGCUCGCGUUCACCGUAGUUCGAAUUAAAGCAGCUUACGCCCUUCCGCCAGGUGAGAACCGUGCUACUCCUAUCGGUUCAGUGGUACCUGUUCGACCCAGAAAAAGUCAUCGUGAUAAGAGGGCGAGGGAGAAGGAGCCGCUGCCUGACCGUCCUGAUGAGUCUUCUGAAGUCGGGCCGGUGUCGGUCGCCGUUCCCGCUGGUGGGGUCCAGAGGGCGCUGAAUGCUUCAACUAGUUCUGUCGGUGAUCGAGCUCUGAACGACGAGGUCGCUUCGCCGAUUAACCAGCCCCGAUGUCGAGCUCACGAGGAGAUUAACUCUGCGAUUUCGAACUCACCGAGCUCGGCGCUUCCUCCGCCGUUACGAGCCCUUGGCGAAGGUACUUCGUGA
Molecule: messenger RNA, 954 nt
Organism: Brassica oleracea var. oleracea
Lineage: Eukaryota; Viridiplantae; Streptophyta; Magnoliopsida; Brassicales; Brassicaceae
Exons: 5
Coding region: 1-954 (317 amino acids)
Source: RefSeq, a predicted model, not a curated record